This is a messenger RNA of Conger conger (European conger), 1320 nucleotides long. Its product is annotated as olfactory receptor 10J1-like. Gene Ontology annotation, cellular component: membrane. Gene Ontology annotation, molecular function: olfactory receptor activity; G protein-coupled receptor activity. Bases 1 to 1320 code for a protein of 439 amino acids. Gene Ontology annotation, biological process: G protein-coupled receptor signaling pathway. NCBI's taxonomy places the organism in Eukaryota, Metazoa, Chordata, Actinopteri, Anguilliformes, Congridae. The record is from RefSeq and is a predicted model, not a curated record. The transcript has 3 exons.
AUGGAAAAUGGAACUUUCUCAUCUCAUUUGUACCUGUCUGUUUUUAAGGACUAUGGUUACCUGAACUAUGUUUUUUUUGUCUUAACGGUCACACUGUAUUUUGUAAUCAUACUUUUCAAUGUCAUUAUCAUUGCAGUUAUAAUCAGAAACAGAGCACUUCACCAGCCCAUGUACAUCCUUAUUUCCUGCCUAUCAAUCAAUUCCCUUUAUGGCUCUUUAGGAUUGUAUCCAAGGCUCCUCAUUGAUCUACUUUCUGUCUUUCACACAAUAACCCGUCCUGCAUGUUUCAUUCAAAUUUUUGUCAUUUACACGUACGGUGGAAAUGAAUUCACCAUUUUAACUGUAAUGGCCUAUGACAGGCACAUCGCAAUCAAUGAGCCCUUGAAAUACAGCAGUAAAAUGACUGUAAAAGCCACUGGUACACUGAUAGUGAUUGCCAUCAUAUACUCCUUUUUUUGUGUGGGUACACUUACUUUAAUGGGCAGUAGAUUACCACUGUGUGGCGAUGAAAUACCACGAGUGUACUGUGCAAACUGGGCUGUGGUCAAGCUGUCUUGCAUCGCCACAACGAUUAACAACAUUGCAGGUUUAUUAAUCAGCAUUACAAUAUCUUUUUUACCUUUGGGUUAUGUAUUAUAUACAUACAUCAGCAUUUUAGCUGUUUGUUAUAAAAGCUCCAAGGAAUUCAGGAAAAAAGCACUGCAAACUUGUCUCCCUCACAUAGUGACAUUUGUCAAUUACUCAAUAACUAUAUUUUGUGAGAUCAGCAUAAGUCGAUUUGAACUUAAGGAUGAACUGCAGAUUUUGACAAUCCUUUUAUCGUUAGAAUUUCUCAUCAUUCCCCCGGUUUUAAAUCCCCUCAUUUAUGCUCUUAACUUGCCAGACAUACGGAAGAGAAUUAUUCAUUUAUUUCAAAAGAGAUACGACGUCAACGACGUCUUCUGGGACAUGAUCUCCAAGUUUGUUUUUAUGUACCUUGAUCCAUGUCCUGGAGAACCGGUUAUUCGUCAAAGCCGAGAAGUCACCCCUGUCCUGACUAAGACCAACACAGAAAAGCAGUUCACCCUCGAAGAGGAUGCCUCCAACACCAGUGUUGGAGCGGUACUCUCACAAAGAUCCCUGCACAAUAAGGUCCAUCCCUGUGCCUUCUUCUCUCAUCAUCUCUCACCCACAGAGCGAAAUUACAGCAUUGGUGACUGUGAACUCCUGGGAAUGAAAUUGGCCUUUGAGGAAUGGCGCAAUCUGUUGGAAGGAGCUGCCAUUCCGUUCAUCGUUUCGACCGACCACCACAGCCUGGAAUACAGUUGGCCAAAAGACUGA